CCUCCUCCGGCUGCCACAGUUUGCCGCUAUCCGCUCUCCUCACCGCGCAGCUUUUCCUCAAUCCUGCUCCUCAAACUCACGGUGUCCGGACCAAAAAACUAGCAGAGGACAGACUCCACUGUGUGUCCCGCUCAUCUUCUUUACAUUCCUCCACACCAGAGAAGACUUUCAGGAUCACCUGGACUUUCCCACUUCCUGGUUAUAUAACCUUUGUUGCACUUGAACGAAUCCUCCACAUUCCUAAGACUUUGGCCCUGGGCGGACAUUGACUCCUUUUUUUUUCCCUCUCCUCGUUCUUUUAAGGUCAACGAUCGAAUUCGUUGUGGUUUUUUUAAUCAGUCACAUCAGACCAAACAAGUCGUCCGAGUCAACAGCCUACUAACGCGGUUUUUUUGCACAAGCUAAACGUAGUCUUAAGAGUGAGUUUUCUUUCUGCGCGUAUCUUAAUUUAAGUGACCAAACAGUGAAUAAUGGCAGGUUUGAACUCUGUGGAUGCUGUGAAGAGGAAGAUCCAGUGUUUGCAGCAGCAGGCCGACGAGGCAGAGGACCGGGCUCAGAUCCUCCAGAGAGAGCUGGACAGUGAACGGGAGAUCCGAGAGAAAGCGGAGGGUGAUGUAGCAGCUCUAAACCGUAGAAUCCAGCUGGUAGAGGAGGAGUUGGACCGAGCCCAGGAGAGGCUGGCCACAGCUCUGCAGAAACUGGAGGAGGCUGAGAAAGCUGCAGAUGAGAGUGAGAGAGGAAUGAAGGUGAUUGAGAACCGAGCGAUGAAGGACGAGGAGAGGAUGGAGAUCCAGGAGAUGCAGCUGAAGGAGGCCAAACACAUCGCAGAGGAGGCUGACCGUAAAUAUGAGGAGGUGGCUCGUAAGCUGGUAAUCCUGGAGGGAGAGCUGGAGAGAGCUGAGGAUAGGGCCGAGCUCGCAGAAUGUAAAGCCAGCGACCUUGAGGAGGAGCUGAAAAAUGUGACCAACAACCUGAAAUCCUUAGAAGCUCAGUCUGAGAAGUACUCAGAAAAAGAAGACAAGUACGAGGAGGAGAUCAAAAUAUUGACCGACAAACUGAAGGAGGCUGAAACCCGUGCAGAGUUUGCAGAGAGGACAGUGGCCAAACUGGAAAAGUCCAUCGAUGACCUGGAAGAGAAAUUAGCAAGUGCCAAAGAGGAGAAUCUGAGCAUGCAGCAAGUCCUGGACCAGACCCUGCAGGACCUGAACAGCUUAUAAAUGUGCAGAGAGGAAACUGGAGAGGAUGACAUCGUCAUUGUAACAUUCCAUUACCCGUUCGACUCCAUUCCACAUUUCGAGCUGUAAAAUCUUUAUACCCUCACGUAACAGGGUUUUUAACUUAAUGCUUGUCCCUUGAAGUUUUUUUUUUCUUCAAAAUGAGAAGUAAUUUUGAAAUGGUAUUUUCUUUAAAUCUCCAGCUGUGAUAACAGAAAUUCUCACCUGAAUUUUUUUCUUUUUUUUUGACCACUCCUUCAGAAAGAACUGGCAUUUAAUACCGCCCAAAGAAACGUCAGAUUUGGUCACUCAACCACUUGGCUCAAUUUUACAUUUUAUGUGCACAUACAUACAUUCAUUACACCGCUGUCUGAUUAUACUAAUACAUGGGCUACAGAUGGUAUUGGGUUUCUCUCACUCAACAUUAGUGCAGCUCUGAAGUGCCACCUAGUGGUGAUUCUGAACAUGCUUUAACAACUAACUGAAGAGGCUUUUUAACUCGUCUGUCUCAGUCGUGCUCACAUAAAUCUGUGUUUAAAGCAGCAAGAUGGUCAAAUGGACAUGUGGCUUGGGGAAAGGUUUUCAUUCAUAAAUAAAAAAGUCAUGUUGGCACAUGCUGCUCAGUCACAUUUGGUGUCUCUACAUUUAAAUUAAAACCAAUCUCUCCUGUGGCCGACAUGUUGAAGACACAGAAUAUCGAUAGUGCAUUCAUUUUCAUUGGCACUCCUUAUAGUGUGGGAAUCUGUAUUGACAUUAUCUAUAUACAUUACAUUCAUGACAUGAACACCUUUCCUGAAGCUAACCUCCUCUCCACUGCCACAGAUGUCAUAAUGUGGCCAAUAUUUACUAGAUUUACAAACUGUUGUACUUAUAUGAGCGAGCUAAACCCCAAACCACUGGCAGCUUGGUUAAGUUUUGCCAACUAUGGAUACUUAUUGUAUAUAGUAGAAUAAUGUUAGGUAUGUGAGAAGUUUUAUUUUUGACUUUUUUGGGGGAUGUUGUUUCAAUUACGCCACUUUUUUUUUUUUUGCCAGGGGAAGUCUUAAGACCAAAGAACUCACAUAAGAUAGGCAACACAUUUUGAAUACCUUUUUUUUUUUAUUUUUGAUUUAUUAUGAUGGCCAUCAUGGUUUCAUUUUGUGCCAGGGCCAUGAAUCGUGCAUCACAUUUGAUCAAGGCUGUUUUGAAAUAUUUCAUUCACCACCCCCUCUAUGUCAGUCUAAUAAAUGUUUUACAGAAAUCA
Molecule: messenger RNA, 2457 nt
Organism: Solea senegalensis (Senegalese sole)
Lineage: Eukaryota; Metazoa; Chordata; Actinopteri; Pleuronectiformes; Soleidae
Gene: tpm4a
Product: tropomyosin 4a
Exons: 8
Coding region: 471-1217 (248 amino acids)
Biological process (GO): actin filament organization; muscle contraction
Cellular component (GO): actin filament
Molecular function (GO): actin filament binding
Source: RefSeq, a predicted model, not a curated record